Molecule: messenger RNA, 1044 nt
Organism: Caenorhabditis bovis
Lineage: Eukaryota; Metazoa; Nematoda; Chromadorea; Rhabditida; Rhabditidae
Source: the annotation of a GenBank genome assembly
AUGCUCGUUUCAAGCGUUUUGGAAUCAACUGCGCCCGUUGAGACGCUUCUCGCCGACUCACAUUUCUUGAAUUGGUGCCAAUUGGAUCCAUCUCUCAAUGGAAAUGUGAUUGAGUUAUACGGCGAGAUCACCGACUACGAAUCGAAAUGCGAAUCGAAUGCUUCUCCGCUGAAUCUAGUGAAACUCGCCCGUCAUAUUCAUCGAAAAUAUGUGAGCAAAAAUACGGGAACAUGUCAUGUGAUCGAUGAUGCGAUUCGCGAGAAAAUGUCGUCUAGAAUUCACGAGCUUCUGGCCGGAAAACCAGCGACACGCGACUUGUUCGAUCCGCUGAAACCAGCACUGGUGACACACCUGCGUGUACUCUUCGCGAGAUAUAACCACAGUGAUAAUGAUAGCAGCGAGCCAUGGGAUGACCCGGAACUUCAUGCAUCCGACGAUUCGCGCAACGCGUUCUUCACCGCAGUCUGCAGCAAACUGGAAGCGAUCAAAGACGACGAUGUUGUCGAAGAAACAAUAAAACGAGACGGCGGAGACUCGCCAUAUGGUGCAAAUGGAUUUGCGCCGCCGCCGCCGAAAACCGCGACGACGACAAUGCCGAGAAGGUUUGAAUCGCUCUACAGGAAAAAGAGGCAAUCGACUUCAGACUCCAGCGGAUUCGGUAGCGAUUUCACAAACAUUGAGAGAGGCUAUAGUAAAUCCGGUGUAAAUACGUUGGAGCGAACUGUCAAACGCGAAAAUACGUUUUCAACGCUUCAACCAAGGAAAAAGGAUGAGGCAAAGUUGACAAUCGAGUUGCGACAUGAGUACGAUGUGCCAAUGGUGGCCAAGAUUUCACCACAGCCUGUCAAUUUUCGAUAUUUUCGCAAUCUUUUUGGUGUUCAGUACACCGAAGACAGCAGAUUCUUCUUCAAAAGUUUCUGUGAAGAUGGCACUGCCCUUUAUCAAUGGACGCUCAUUUAUCGCGAUGAUGAUGAACUGCCUCGGUUCGACGGAAAAAUCACUGCAAUCUGUCGAACAUGCCCGUAUGAAGAGUCAUCGCAUUAA